CUGAGUGGGCGGGGCCUCCUGCCAGGACUUGAAGCCUCUCAGGCAGGGUGGGCAGGCGGAUCGCUGGCUGUGAAUCCAUGUGGCGGGUACCCUGGACCCUGGUAGCCCGGGCGGCACGUGGGCCUCGCAGACCGUGCACGCGCCAGGGCAGUGGCUCCUCAGCCCCCAGAUCCGGGUCCACCAUCUUCGCGCUGAGCUCGGGUCAAGGUCGCUGCGGCAUCGCAGUGAUUCGGACCAGCGGCCCCGCCAGCGGCCACGCCCUCCGGAGCCUCACGGCGCCGCGGGACUUGCCCCCAGCCCGCAGCGCCUGCCUGCGUCUGCUCAGAGACCCCUGUUCUGGGGAGCCGUUGGACCGCGCGCUAGUGCUCUGGUUCCCAGGUCCCCAAAGUUUCACGGGUGAGGACUGCGCGGAGUUCCACGUACAUGGAGGCCCGGCGGUGGUGAGCGGCGUUCUGCAGGCCCUGGGCAGAGUGCCAGGACUAAGGCCAGCGGAAGCGGGCGAGUUCACCAGGCGGGCCUUUGCUCACGGAAAGCUGAGCCUGACCGAGGUGGAGGGGCUGGCGGAUCUGAUCCAUGCCGAAACUGAGGCGCAGCGGCGGCAGGCCCUCAGGCAGCUGGAUGGAGAACUGGGUCACCUCUGCCGUGGCUGGGCUGAGACUCUCACUAAGGCUCUGGCCCAUGUGGAGGCCUAUAUUGACUUUGGGGAGGAUGACAACCUGGAAGAGGGCGUCCUAGAGCGAGCUGACAGCCAAGUGCAGGAGCUGGAGGUGGCACUUGGAACACAUCUUCGGGAUGCCAGGCGCGGGCAGAGGCUCCGCUCAGGAGCACACGUAGUGGUCGCUGGACCCCCUAACGCCGGCAAGAGCAGCCUAGUGAACCUGCUCAGCCGGAAGCCUGUGUCCAUCGUGUCCUCGGAGCCAGGGACUACCCGAGACGUGCUGGAGACUCCGGUGGAUCUGGCUGGGUUCCCGGCACUCCUAAGCGACACAGCAGGGUUGCGGGAGGGCAUAGGGCCAGUGGAGCAGGAGGGUGUGCGGCGUGCUCGCAAGAGGCUGGAGCAGGCUGACCUCAUUCUGGCUGUGCUGGAUGCCUCUGACCUGGCCUCUCCAUCCAGCUGCAACUUCCUGGACAUGGUUGUCAGCCCUGCAGGAGCCGAGAGCCCCAAUGGGAACAGACAGCGUCUCCUGCUAGUGCUGAACAAGUCAGACCUACUGCCCCCUGGGGAUCCAGACCCCAGUCCGGACCUUCCUCCACAUCUGCUCCUGUCCUGCUUGACAGGGGAGGGGCUGGACAGCCUCCUGGAGGCACUGAGGAAGGAGCUGGCUGCAGUGUGUGGGGACCCAUCCACAGGCCCACCACUUCUGACACGUGCAAGGCACCAGCAUCACCUCCAGUGCUGCCUUGAUGCCCUCGGCCACUACAAGCAAGCUAAAGACGUAUCCCUGGCUGCUGAGGCACUGCGGGUUGCCCGGGGGCACCUGGCCCACCUCACUGGUGGAGGGGGCACUGAAGAGAUCCUGGACAUUAUCUUCCAGGACUUCUGUGUGGGCAAGUAAAGAGACCGCUGAAAUUUGGACCAGGCUGGGUGGGCGCUCAGAAGCUUUGAGGCAUCUGGGAACAGCUUAGGCCAAGUGAGAUUCUUCUCUCCUCAGGGAAGAACUUGACCCCAAAAUGGUGAGUGAGCUCCCUGUUGCUGGCAAUGACCAAGCUCUAGCUGGUCACAUUCCCUUGCAGGGACUUGCUGGGGGUUCAGGCCCUGGAGUGGGGCUGAACAGAGGUCUUUUGGGGCACCUGAUGCCAGAGGAAUAACAAUGGAGGGUUGGGAGGGAGGUAAGAGGGUCUUAGGGGUCUUUGUUUCAUAGUUUUUAAUUUAUUUUGCAAAUACCAAAGAAACAUAAAAAACUUAGGUGAUCUAGAAAUGUUUAAAUGUGGAAAUCCACCCCCACUGGGGUCAUGGCUUAACUUGUGUCCUUUUAGAACUUUCUCUUGAAUGUAUGCAUACUUGUGGAUGCACCUGUAAAAGACAAAAAAAUUUUGUCUUGUAUUUUCUAUAUACACUGUUUAUUUAUUGCUCU
Messenger RNA from Pteropus alecto (black flying fox), 2075 nucleotides. RefSeq names its product GTP binding protein 3, mitochondrial (gene GTPBP3). Gene Ontology annotation, molecular function: GTPase activity; protein binding; GTP binding. Gene Ontology annotation, cellular component: cytoplasm; mitochondrion. The transcript is spliced from 9 exons. The record is from RefSeq and is a predicted model, not a curated record. Gene Ontology annotation, biological process: tRNA methylation; tRNA wobble uridine modification. Lineage: Eukaryota; Metazoa; Chordata; Mammalia; Chiroptera; Pteropodidae. The coding region runs from base 78 to 1556 and encodes 492 amino acids.